This is a messenger RNA of Bicyclus anynana (squinting bush brown), 1617 nucleotides long. Its product is annotated as CCA tRNA nucleotidyltransferase 1, mitochondrial. Gene Ontology annotation, biological process: RNA processing. Bases 333 to 1598 code for a protein of 421 amino acids. The record is from RefSeq and is a predicted model, not a curated record. The transcript has 5 exons. Gene Ontology annotation, molecular function: nucleotidyltransferase activity; RNA binding. NCBI's taxonomy places the organism in Eukaryota, Metazoa, Arthropoda, Insecta, Lepidoptera, Nymphalidae.
AUGCGCUGUGUUUCUUGAUAAGUUAUAUCUUAUAAUAAGACAACAUAUAAAAAAGCCAGUCAUGUGCAGUCUGAUGUAAAGUUUUAAUAUGUUAACAUUUUAAUUGUAUUGUAUAGUAAAUUAGUUAAGAAUAAUCCACAUAUUUAUUAGUUAUGUACAAAAAUUGUGAAUUUUUGAAGAUAUAUUUCCUUAGCGCAACAAGAGUAGGUACUUUUGUACUAACUACUUGAAAACUAUAACUACAAAAGAGAACACAUUAUAAAUAUUAACUUUUACAGAAUUUCAGUAAAAUAAAAACACUGCGCCCAAAAAGAAUUAAAACAAAUAUAGACAUGGAGACAAAGUGUCGUGAAGACCCAGCGCUUUUUAAAUUGGAUACACCAGAGUUCAAAAAUAUUUUCAGUCCAGAAGUGUUGGAUUUAAAGAAGCUAUUUGACAAAUAUAAUUAUGAGAUUAGAAUAGCAGGUGGAGCUGUAAGGGAUCUAUUAUUACGUCAGCAAGCAAAAGAUUUAGAUUUUGCCACUGUAGCCACCCCAGAGCAGAUGAAGGAGAUGUUCACAGCAGAAAAUGUGCGUAUGAUCAACAUGAGCGGGGAGAAGCACGGUACAAUCACUCCAAGGAUCAAUGACAAAGAAAACUUUGAGGUGACAACAUUACGGAUUGACAUGGUCACUGAUGGCAGACACGCUGAAGUUGAGUUCACAAAAGAUUGGAAACUAGAUGCUAAUAGAAGAGAUCUUACAAUAAAUUCUAUGUUUCUAGGAUUUGAUGGCACAGUUUAUGACUAUUUUUUUGGAUAUGAAGACUUACAAAAUAGACGUGUCGCAUUUGUUGGAGAUGCUGAUGUGAGGAUUAAGGAAGAUUAUUUAAGAAUAAUGCGUUACUUUAGAUUUUAUGGAAGGAUUGCUGAAAAAGCUAACAAUCAUGAUCAGAACACUUUAGAUGUAAUCAAAGCUAAUGUAGAUGGUUUACAAAAUGUAUCUGGAGAGAGGAUAUGGAUGGAAUUGAAAAAGACUCUACAGGGAAAUUUUGCUGGUGAUUUAUUGAAGACAAUGUUAAAUGUGGGCAUUGGACAAUACAUUGGUAUUCCAAACCCUGUUUUAAAAGAAUUAGACGUGUUACUAAACAGAAGUCAACACUUGGAUUUACAUCCUAUGAGUUACUUGGCAGCUCUACUUGAAAACAUAGAUGAUGUAACUGUUUUACAUGCCAGGCUAAAGUUUUCCAGCUAUGAACGUGACAUGGCAUACUUUAUUGUAGAACACAGAGGUGAAAAAGAAGGAGCAAGGCCUUUACUCCCUUAUGAAAAAUUAGUAUUAAACACAAAAAUUAAACAAAAAGAUGCUGUUGAUUAUGUUCGUGAAGUUCUCAAAUAUAGGGGUUCUGAAAAAUUACUACAACAAUUCAACAGUUGGGAUAUACCACGAUUUCCAAUAAAUGGUAAAAUACUGAAGGACCAUGGGGUUCCUCCAGGAAAGAUGUAUGGACCAAUCAUAAACAGGAUUAAGGAUAUAUGGAUAGAUAAUGAGUACAAGCAAAGUACAGCAGAUUUAGUGAAACUAUUACCUGGUAUUAUAGAUGAACAUAAACAAAAAUAAAUUUAAAAUUAAACAAUAA